Messenger RNA from Erinaceus europaeus (western European hedgehog), 2281 nucleotides. RefSeq names its product intraflagellar transport 74 (gene IFT74). The transcript has 20 exons. Gene Ontology annotation, cellular component: intraciliary transport particle B; centrosome; cilium. Gene Ontology annotation, biological process: intraciliary transport involved in cilium assembly; cilium assembly. The record is from RefSeq and is a predicted model, not a curated record. Lineage: Eukaryota; Metazoa; Chordata; Mammalia; Eulipotyphla; Erinaceidae. Bases 284 to 2095 code for a protein of 603 amino acids. Gene Ontology annotation, molecular function: beta-tubulin binding.
UCGCGAGAACAUUUUACUCCCCUGUUGGUCCCGGGAGCCUGGGCAAACCAAGGGGAGGAGCCUCUCUUGGCCGGGUCCCGGUUGCUAAGCUACCGGGCGGCGCGCGGACUCCAGCAUUUAGGCCCGGGGCGCAGGUGAGCUGCGGGCGGGCUGUCCCGGCGCGAGGAGUGAUCGCAGCCAUACGGACCCCUGCGGGUGGGCUCCCUGUGGAGGCGACCCCACAGCGGGAAGACCCCUCUAAGGCUGCCACCUCCGUGUUUCCGCAGCCGACGGCGGAGUUAAAAUGAACAAUAUGGCCAGUAAUCACAAGCUUUCAGCAACUCGUCCUGUUUCACGAAGUGGAAUUGGGUUGACAGGAAGGCCUCCAUCUGGAGUACGACCUCCAUCAGGAAAUAUUCGAGUGGCAACCGGAAUGCCACCGGUAACAGCAAGACCAGGCUCUCGUGGUGGUUCCAUAGGGACAGGAGGAGUUCUCUCUUCUCAAAUCAAAGUUGCUGAUCGUCCUGUAACACAACAAGGUUUAAGUGGAAUGAAAACAGGGAUGAAAGGUCCUCAGAGGCAAAUUUUAGAUAAAUCUUAUUAUCUUGGCCUUCUUAGAAGUAAAAUAAGUGAACUUACAACAGAAAUUAAUAAACUUCAAAAAGAAAUAGAUAUGUAUAAUCAAGAAAAUUCAGUCUACUUGUCAUAUGAAAAGAGAGCUGAGACUUUAGCCAUUGAAAUCAAAGAAUCUCAGGGACAACUUGCCGACUACAAUAUGUUGGUAGAUAAACUUAACACCAAUACUGAAAUGGACGAAGUAAUGAAUGAUUACAAUAUGCUUAAAGCUCAAAAUGAUCGAGAAACCCAAAGCAUGGAUGUCAUAUUCACUGAAAGACAAGCGAAAGAAAAACAAAUUAGAAGUGUUGAAGAAGAAAUUGAACAGGAAAAACAAGCAGCUGAUGGCAUUAUCAAAAACAUGUCACAUGAAAAACAGAUCAAGUACAUAGAAAUGAAAACCACAAAUGAGAAAUAUUUGCAGCACUUAGAUAUACUUCAGCAACAACUCGAUACACUGAACAUGAAAAAAGAGGCCCUGGAAGGGGAAAUAGCACAUUCUCAAGUAAAACAGGAGGCUGUGUUGAUGCAUGAGAAACUUUAUGAACUGGAGUCCCAUCGAGAUCAGAUGAUUGCAGAAGACAAAAGCUUGGGAUCACCAAAAGAAGAAAGAGAGAGAUUACUGAAGCAGGUUAAAGAAGAUAAUCAGGAAAUAGCCAGCAUGGAGCGACAGUUAACAGAAAUAAAAGAAAAGAUAAAUAAAUUUUAUGAAGAUAUUAGGCAACUUGACAUGGAUUUAGAAGAACACCAAGGUGAAUUGAAUCAGAAGUACAAGGAGCUUAAAAAAAGGGAGGAAAAUAUGGACAAUACCAUUGAAACUUUUGAGGAAACUAAGAACCAGGAACUAGAACGAAAGGCACAGAUAGAAGCCAGCAUUCUUACACUUUUGGAGCAUUGUAGUCGAAAUAUAAAUCGUAUGAAACAGAUAUCCUCUAUCACCAAUCAAGAACUGAAGAUGAUGCAGGAGGACCUCAACUUUAAAUCUACUGAAAUGCAGAAAUCACAAAAUACAGCUAGGAAUUUGACCUCAGAAAGUCAACGUCUACAGUUGGAUCUACAGAAAAUGGAGCUUCUGGAAAGUAAGAUGACUGAGGAAGGACAUUCUCUAAAGUGCAAAAUUAAGCAGUUGACAACUGAUCUGGAGAUAUAUAAUGACUUGCCAGCUUUAAAAUCAUCAGGUGAAGAAAAGAAAAAGAAAUUACAUCAGGAGAGAACAGUUUUAUCAACUCACAGAAAUGCCUUCAAGAAAAUAAUGGAGAAGCUAAACUUAGAAUAUGAAACACUAAAAACACAAUUGCAAGAAAACGAGACACAUUCUCAGCUUACAAAUUUGGAGAGGAAGUGGCAACACCAUGAGCAAAAUAAUUUUGUGAUGAAAGAAUUCAUAGCAACCAAAAGUCAAGAGAGUGAUUACCAACCAAUCAUGAAGACCGUAGCCAAGCAGAUCGCAGACUACAAUAAAACUAUAGUGGAUGCUCUGCAUAACACAAGCAGAAAUUAAGCCCAAGCUGAUUGCAAGUUUACAGAAUUAUCUUCCUGCUGAAUUUUAUAUAAGCUAACCAAAAAGAAUGGCUUGUCCUUGAAGAGUUUUAUGUAAAAGAUAUGAACUCUAAUUUUGUGGCCUCUUUAAAAAGUGCCAUUUCAAUUAUUCUAAUAGCUCAAUAAAAUUUUCAUAUGUAAAAAGGAA